UUAUCAAUUCCACGGUCAUAUUACAGUAGACCAAACAGAGACGAUAAGGAUUAUUUUGAUUUUGAUCUUCAACACUCUGUUGAUAUGUAUCGCCGCCCUGAAGGGAAAUACCUUCCAACACCUCCACAACAUUGGGAAACAAAACUUUUAAAUGAAUACAAAGCAAAAGGAGAAGCACCACUCUCUGGGUAUAUGUUCACAAAAGGGCCGAGUGAUUACAGGGCUGCGGGGACUAGUUAUUUAAGUGCUGCUUUAAGAACUCCGAGUUUCUGGGAACACCGUUUUGCUCAAAUUGGUGCUUCUGUGCGUGAGGCGGAUCCUGUAAGCUUCGAAAGUUUGGAAAGAAACAGACCACGACCUAGUCGAUUCACAACAUAUUCAGACCCAAAUUUUGAAGAUUAUGAAGAUCCACGAGCAGAUGACACUUGAUAUUAUUAUAAAUUUAAACAUAUUUUAUUGUUAAUUUUUUAAAUCAUUAAUUUUCUUUUUAAGUUUGUAUAUGCAUAUUUUUUGGAUUUUUAUAAAAAUUUAACUUUGAUAUCUUUAAUUUUUUCUGGUAAAAUUUAUUAUCUAUUUAAAAUUUAUGUUUAACUUUGCGGUCAAUUUUUUAGACCAGUAAUUUAAAUUAGUAUUUAUAAAAUGCCUUUUUGAUAUUAUUUAAAAUUACUUUUUCCCUAAAACUAUUUUCCCAUUUUCUUCAAUUCUUUCUUUAUAUUUGAAUGUCACUCCCACAAGUACAUAUGUAUAUUUAUAAACCUCUUUUACUCAAAACCGCCAUUUCUCCUCAUUCAACUAAUUAUAUUCAAAUAUUUUUUUAUUUU
Meloidogyne enterolobii is the source of this 821-nucleotide messenger RNA. Lineage: Eukaryota; Metazoa; Nematoda; Chromadorea; Rhabditida; Meloidogynidae. The record is from the annotation of a GenBank genome assembly.